Molecule: messenger RNA, 1009 nt
Organism: Sinocyclocheilus anshuiensis
Lineage: Eukaryota; Metazoa; Chordata; Actinopteri; Cypriniformes; Cyprinidae
Gene: ciao2a
Product: cytosolic iron-sulfur assembly component 2A
Exons: 5
Coding region: 90-563 (157 amino acids)
Source: RefSeq, a predicted model, not a curated record
UUGAUCGCUCUGGUCUGUGUGAAGGCGGAAGUGCUGAAUGCGGAAGUGCGGAAGGCGGAAGUAGCGAUGGCGAUGGAGCGGAGCGGAUCAUGGAGCUGGUGUCCGGUCUGCUGAGUGGAGUCUGGCUUUUGGCGGGACUCUCUGACGCGACGGAGGACAAGAGAAGCAAGAAGAUGGAGGAAAAAGCGCUGGAGGUGUACGACGUGAUUCGGACGAUCCGUGACCCGGAGAAGCCCAACACUCUGGAGGAGCUGGAUGUGGUGACGGAGAAGUGCGUGGAGGUCCAGGAGCUCGGAGACGACGAGUACCUGAUCAUCAUCAAGUUCUCUCCAACCGUCCCGCACUGCUCUUUGGCCACUCUGAUAGGUCUGUGCUUACAAGUCAAGCUUCAGCGCUGCCUGCCGUUCAAGCACAAGCUGGAGAUUUACAUAACUGAGGGAACGCACUCGACCGAGGAGGAUAUUAACAAGCAGAUCAAUGAUAAGGAGCGCGUGGCGGCUGCCAUGGAGAACCCCAGCCUGCGGGAGAUCGUGGAGCAGUGCGUGACCGAGCCGGACGACUGACUUUGACUUCUCUAACAGACUGUCUGAUGAAACCUUACUCUGUCAGACAACAGAAAAGAUGAGAGAUAGAGGUCUCUGGGCUUCCUGUCUGUCUUUGUUUGUUUGGCUCAUUGAAGAACAGCAUUCCUCAAGCUGAGAGAUAAAACACAGCCACUUCCUGUUGAACGUCCUGGCUAAACGAGCAAAACGUUGCAUCAAACCACAAAAGAAACAAUAUUUCACCCAGGAAUUGAGAGAGGAACUAACCCUCGUGUCCUCAUCUGACUUUUUGUUUUGAACCACAGACCGUCUUGAGCUUCGGUUUCUAGACAGAAAAUGCUCCAAAAGAUACAAAAAAACAUUAAAAACGGUCAUUUAUGAGCCCAAGUAUGACAUUUGAGACUCGUGACCUAAAUGCAAUGCUUUAUGAUACUAUAAUGAUGCUUUUAGAAUACGUUUGGAGCUCA